AUGGUAAGAGCGCCCGAGGUAGAAGUAGACAGAAUCUCCGCAAAGGAGAAUAACAACGUUGAAGAGCCGCUAGCAAACUUGGAGGAUCAACCACGUCCACUCCCACAACUACGCCGAGGGCUAUACGCACCGCCAACAUCGUUUUCGAAGGGUGAUCCGGAUAUCGAAAUCGGCCUCAGGAGCGCACUUGCAGCGCUUCAUACUGCGUCCGAUUCUUUGGUGGGCCCCGGGGGAAUAACUUUGUUCGAUGCAGUCCCAGCCAAGGCGAGGGCCGAUAACCCGGUUGCUCCGGUAUCAGUGGAUCGUCAGGAGGAAGGUACAAACUCCGCGCGCUCCAAACCAGCCGUACCUGAAGUCCCUGCACCAUGGUCGGCGAUCCCGGUGAGUGAGCGUGAUGUAUUGCUGGAUGCCCUGCAAGCGCAAUGCCACCCCAUUGAAUGCCUGGCGGGGGAGCGAUACUGGACCCAGACGCCAUCGCCCGCGGAUGUCGACAUGACAAGACAGUGUAAUGGCUGUAGAGAGGCCCAGCGGAGUCGGUAUGCCGAUUUCAUCCGGAAAGAAAGGCAUUCCACUUCAAAGGGCUGUACCGUCCUCUCUGUCCAUAACUUCGCAGCACCCGAUGCAAAACUGGGUAUGAUGGCGCCUACACCAGCAUACAACCAGAGCGCACACAAAGCUAUCGUACUAGAUUGUGAAAUGGUCGGGGUUCUCGGAGCCAAUGGCCGCGAAUGCAGCGAGGUUGUUCGUGUUAGCGCGGUCGAUUUCCUAAGCGGCGAAAUUAUAUUUGAUACCUACGUCUCUCCGCAAGGCCAUGUGAUAUCCUGGCGCACGAAGUUCAGCGGUGUCAAUUCGUUCCUUCUCGCGGAGAAACAGCGGGAGGGGAAGUUGAUAAACGGCUGGCGAGCUGCAAGGCAUCUUCUAUGGCGGUUUAUUGAUGCGCAAACAAUCCUCAUUGGGCACAGUCUUCAUCACGACCUUGCUGUUCUUGGCAUGGUACACACCUGCGUUGUUGACUCGGCUACCAUGACGCGGGUUGCGGUGGGUGAGGACUGCCAGCGACACUGGGCCCUGAAGACGCUCGUUCGGCAGUUCCUUGACCGGGAUAUCCAAGCUGGAAAGAGUGGUCAUGAUUGUGUUGAAGAUACCUAUGCGACGCGCGAGGUUGUCUUAUGGUGCUUGCAAAAUACGACUCAGCUACGGGUGUGGGCUGCCAAUGAACGGAGAAUCAUUGCGGAGAAAAAUAAAGAGCGAGAGCUCCUCGCCUCAAAGCCCAGGGAUGUAGCAUCCGCAAAUUAAUAUCUUUUACCGGUUUGUCUGAUUGAUGGUUAUAUCUCAGUACUCUCCUCGAUUAACCUUACACUCGUGGUACGGAGUUCACUCUAUCCUGAGUGCAAUCUUAAUCAAUUCAUGAAGGAAAAUAUAUUGCUCUCUCAGUCCCGGAAGGCUGUCUGGACGGUAUGAUAUGGCUAGGCAG
Molecule: messenger RNA, 1474 nt
Organism: Aspergillus campestris IBT 28561
Lineage: Eukaryota; Fungi; Ascomycota; Eurotiomycetes; Eurotiales; Aspergillaceae
Product: putative RNA exonuclease
Exons: 3
Coding region: 1-1296 (431 amino acids)
Biological process (GO): ribosomal large subunit assembly; rRNA processing
Cellular component (GO): nucleus
Molecular function (GO): nucleic acid binding; exonuclease activity
Source: RefSeq, a predicted model, not a curated record